AUGGCUGAUGAUAUUAGUACUCGAACUGUUUCAAAUUUUGAUGGGGCUUCAAGCGAUUCAUCAAUGUCAACAAACGAUGCAUUCUUUGCUACACUUCUCAAUAAAACACAAGUAGAACAUGAAGAUUGUCAUUCACAAUCUAGAGCUAUGAUGGAUUUUGAUUCAGCUAUUAUAUCCAUCGGUCGAUCUAGCACAGUUAAAUACUCAAUAAAUAAUAAUAAUAAUAAUAAUAGCCAUUGUGAUUUUUUUCAUGAUAAAUAUGAUGAAACUUAUCGUGAUGAUCAGCAACAAAUAAAUAUUGUUGAUCAAAUGAUCAUUCAGCCACAUCUUCCUCUUGCUAUAUUGCCAAAACAUUUCAAAUCAAAAGUAAACUCUAAUGACUAUCAAUCGUAUCGAUCGACGAACAUUAAACGCAAUAAUUGUCAUCAGCAUUAUAAACGAAAAUAUUAUUCGAAAGAAAAUAAUCAAUACCAUCAAUCCAUAGUUUCUCGCUAUUAUAUUCCUAAACAACGAACUCGAUCUCAAUCACAACAAAAAAAUCGUAAUCAAGAAGAUGUUUGUGUUCGAACAGGUUUACCGCCAUUAGUGGAAGGUCCUGUUUAUGCGAAUCUUAUUUGUCAUAUACCUAAAUUACGUUGGAAUCCAAAACAUCAUGGUCUAAGUCGAUAUGUAACUGUUAAAGUUACAUGGUGGGGUGAAGAUGAAACAUCAGCAUUAUUCAAACCUCAAGUGUCCGGUGCUGCACCAUUACCUUCACAUCAACCGAGUUCCACAGGAAAAUAUUAUAUUCGAAGUGAACUUAAACAAUUCAGUCGAUAUUUAACAGAUGCGGCAGAGCUUGUUCUGAAAGUACAUGAUUCCGAAAGCAAUCGUAUGAUUGGUAUUGCCAAAGUACAAAAUUUAUCGCUGUUGACUAUUAAUAAUCCAAUCAAAGGUUAUCAAUCUAUAUUCACAAAUAAAGGCGAGAAAUUAGGUGAAAUAUUCAUUGCACUACGUAUUGUUCUGCCUGGAACUUAUGAUAGUAAUGAAAAUCUAGCAGCAAUAAGUUUUACAUCAGAUGCAAGUAAUCCACCAUCACGACGUAAUUCAAUUGGAGCUAAUGAUUAUAAUCAAAAUGAUCAAUUGAAUCGAGCUUAUAAUGAAGAACAUGUAACUUCUGUUCAUACAAAUGAUAGUACAGUAAAACAACAACGUUUUGAUUCGACAGUUCCUUUCAAAACUUAUGAAACUAAUUCAAAACAUAUACAACCAGGUAUGCAAACUUCAACAGAACAACCAGCUGGUAAUUUAGUCGAAGCAUUAAUUGAACGUGCUAAUCAUCUUCGAGACGAUAUGAUGAGAUCAUCAUUACAAAAAACGACAAUGAACGAUCAAGAAAUUCAUCCAAUGAAUCGCUCUUCAUUCAAUAAUAAUAAUAGUGAAAUUCUUAGUACUCGAUAUGACAAUAAACCUAUAGAUAUGCUUGAUGAUAAUGUUGAUCUAUUACUUGACAAUGAACAUAUUUGUGAUAUGCUUGGUAUAAAACCAUCGGUAAAUUCAAUGGGAGAUCUUAAUAAUUCGAAUGAUUCAAUAUUAACUGACCUCGAUGGACUUGAACAUGAACAAAGUUUAUUAGAUGAACUUCUUUAUGGUGACGAUGGAAAACGGGAUACUGCAACUACUACUACUACUACUACUACUACUAAUAAUAAUAAUAAUAAUCACAAACGCAGAACAAAACCAAACAAUAAACUUCAUCCAUAUGGAAAACCGCCAACAGGACGUUCACCUAGUCCAAAUACACCGCGUGUUAGUGGAUUAUUGAAUCGAUCACGUUCAACAAGAAGUCGCAGUUUAGCACAAAGUAGCGAUAGUGAUACAGCAUCGCGUGUUUCAUUUGAUUUACCAAGUUCCGAUUUAGAUGAUAGUGGAAAUGAAAGUCAUGAUGAUGAUAGUCUUGGCGCAGAACGUAUUCACUUAUUAAGUUUUGUACGUACAGCACGUGUUCGUAUUGAUCAGUUACGUUUGAAUAUUUUGAACAACGAUCGAGAAUCUCCAUCGCAUUCCUCGUUUGGUCGAACAAAUAAAAGUAAACGUGCAACAACAUAUUUUAUUGAAUAUCAAUUUCCUGUUAUUGCCAAUAGUCGUGAUGGUCCAAAAAAUGAAGCAACACAAGUCAUGAAAAUAGCAUCGAAACGUUUUGAAGCCAAUAAUGACAUUUCAUUUUCACAUAUAUCAACAUAUCCGUGUUUAUUGAAUGAACCAAUUUUAAAAAAUUGGUGGCGUUCAUUGUUAAUCUUUAAAGUUUAUAGUCGUAUGUCGGGUUCAACAGCUCCGGAGCAAAUUGGUUUUGCUGUUCUGCCACUUCGUCAUAUAUUGAAAGCUGAUAGUUUACAUUUAGAACAAAAUUUAAAUGUUAUUGAUCGUACACAAAUGAAUCAACAGAAAAUUCCGAAUAAAAUAUCGAAAAAAUUUUCCAUAGGACAUUUACAUGUACUGAUUGAGCUUGAUUCUGAUGCUACAAAUUUUAAACUUGAACUUGAUCGGAUUCGCCUUAUCGAACAAAAUAAACCUAAGAAACAACGCACUGGAAAAAUUAAAAAGUUUAAAAAGAAAUCAAAACAAAUUAUCAUAAAUCCCAAUAAUGAUCUACAAUUACCAAAAGCAUUUUCAAGUGAAGGAUUUAUGGCACAUGAAUCAACAUCGGAUUUAAACGAUGGAUUCGUUGUACAAGUAUUUCUUUCGAUUAGUGAAGCACGAAAUAUUUUACAAAUAUCAAAUAAUAAUUUAUCACGAAAUCCAUAUUUUGUUUGUCGUGCAUUUUGGAAUGAAGAACCAAUUACAUCCAUCGUUUGCUGGGGUAGUUUAUCACCAAAAUUUAAUUUUGAACAGAAAAUUCCAAUAUUACUGACAAAAUCAGCAUUAGAAAAAAUGCACAAUAAUUUUAUUAUAAUUGAAGUGUGGGAUAAGAAGAUUUCUGGUCCCGCUGAUAUAAUAAUUGGCAUUAUUAAAAUAUCCUUAGAACAAUUUUAUACAUCAUUCAAAGAUAGACAAAUUAGUCAAGUUCUUUUACGUGGUCAAUAUCCAGUCGUAGGUGUUGACUCAUGGCUACCUAUCAUUGAUCCUUUUACAACUAUAAAUAAAUCUCAUGGUGAUCUUCAAAUUCUAUUGGCUAUGGGUACAUCUGAUCAGAUAACAGCUAUACAAAUUGCACAUGCUAGUAAAGAAUCAUCGUCUCCAUCGAUCUGUCAAAAAUCGCCGACAAACCCCAAUAACAAUGAUCACGCAACAUUAGCUGAACAUUGUUUUGAAGUAUUAAUUGAAAGUAUAAAUGGCUUACGUGCAUUUGAAUCUAUGGUUUGGGGCGAGAGUGAUUGCUUUAUACAAUAUUUAUUUCCUGUUCAACAAGAACAAUCAGUGAAUGUUAAUUCAAUAAAACCAUUUGAAUUUCGUCAAAUACGUACGCCAACAACAUUGUGUACAUCAGAUCCAACAUUUCAUGAUACUAAUAAAUUUCGUUAUAUACUUGCACCGACCGAUGUUUUACAUAAAUAUUUUUAUUCUGCUUGUCAAUCACCAUCAACGAUUGAAACUUGUAUUCCAUUUGAAGUUUGGUCCCGUUUCUAUUAUCCGAAUGUUCGUGAUCAACUUUUAGCUAAAGCAAAAUUACCAGCUGCAAAAUUAUGUGGUAUGACAACAAUGAUGAAUCCCGAUAGAGAUAAUAAAUCAACUCAAUCAUUUCGUAUACCUCUUGAAAUUGUCCGUGAAGAACCAAAACGUGAACAAUCUCGACACACUCUGCCAGUCACAUACGGAGGAGAUUUAUUAGUGACUGUCACUUAUAACAAAAAUAUAAUUCAGAAAAAUGAACGACAAACUCUGACUGAUCGAUUGGCUAACAAAAAUUCUCAAGUGUGUAUUUCUGUUGGUAUCAUUCGGGCUUGUGGAUUAAAACAUGCGACUCUGUCUCAAUCUCGACAUGAUGCUCGUUUAAAUUAUCCAUCACAAGUUGGCGUUAAUACCUACGCAAAAUUAUCAUUAUCAUUUCUAUCGGAAACGGAAUCUCGAGCAACACGAACAAUCGCUCGAAGUUUUGUACCUGAAUUCAAUCAUUCUAUUGAUUUUCCAGUUCCACUGAUAUGGAAUGACAAUCGCACUCAUACAAUAUCUCUUGCUGAGAUAUUGGAACAUGGAGAAUUAAAAAUAGAUGUUUAUCAUCAAAUGAGUGGAACAACUGAUGCAACUCAAGAGAUCGAUAAACGACCAUUAGAUAUUCAUUUAUGUUAUUGUACGAUUUCGUUAAAAGAUUUAAUAUCUCGACAUACAGGAAUUAAAGGUUGGUAUCCAUUAGCUAGUGCUAAUCGUGUUCGGACAUCUGCAGUAGCGUCUGAUCCAUCGGAGCAUUGUGUUGGUGGCUUGGAAUUAUCUGUUCGUUUUGGUCAACAGGAUGAUCGUUCACGUAUUAUUGAAUCUGCUAAAACACUUGGUUGGCUUGAUAAUGAUUAUAUUGAUGAAGAAAAUUUUCUUGAUGAUCAAAAAGAUCUUGGAUGUUUAAUAACAAUGGCAAUUGAUCGUAUUCAAUUUCCUAUUCAACUUGCAACUCGACCAGGCAAAGAUCGUAUCGAUGAUCGAACAAGUGUUUUUGUGCAAUAUCGACUUUAUGACAAAAUGCCAAUUAUAUCUAAACGAAAAAAACCAAUCGUUGAUAGACAUAAUGUUAUCUGUGAAUUGAAAUUCAGCAAAGAUCAUUUAUUUUUAUGUAGUGCACCGUUUCUAUGGUAUUUACGUGAAGAAAAAUUAGAAGUACAAAUUUGGACCAGUGACAAUGACUCAUAUGAUUAUUCACCAUCCGUAUCAUCGACAGAUAAACUAAUUGGAUCGAUUUAUGUCGAUCUAAAUUCAUUAUGUGACAGAAAGAGAAAAACUCAUCGAUUAAAUGCAAUUCUACCAAUGUUUAAACAUGGAGCCAAAGAUUUAGGUGGAGCUUUUGCUCAAGUUCACGUAACAAUUGAUAAGUCAAAAGAUUUCAAUGAAUUACGGAGUCGAGAUGAUAUCGAUGCUUCCAAUGAUCGUGAACUUGAUAUUUAUGUGGAUCGUCAUCAUUCAAAUAUAACCAGUCAUGAUCAUGCACUUCGUACAAUAACAAACAAUGUUUUCUCCGUGGUAAUAAAUAUUGAACAAGCAGCACAUUUACCUGAUGUUUAUUCUAAACAAGAGCAAGUGAAAGUGUUUUCUUUUACUGUUAAACCUGAUACACAUCACCUAUGUCGUACGCAAAUUCUAAAAUCAACUUGUAAACCUAUAUGGAAUCAUCAGCAAGCAGUUAAAUUAUCUGUUGAACAUUUAUUCAAUGAGAAAAAAACAUUUAUUUUGAAAGUUUGGCAUAAAGUGAAUGCUGAUAUUGAAACGGUACCUGAAAAAUCAGGUGAUACAGUUCUUGGCUUUGUAUCUAUUGAUUUAAGUGCAUUACUUUCUGGUUUACAACAAAUAUCUGGUUGGUAUAAUAUUACUGAUACGAUUAGGAAUAUUCAAGGACAAUUAAAAAUUAGUAUUGUACCACAAGAAGAUCUUUUAGAAUUAAAACGUUUUAAAUAUAAGUCAAAUGAAAAUGAAACUACAACCAUUUCGCAUCGUUCAACAUCGACAAUCAGUGGUAAUACAUCAUCUAGGUUUAGCAAUGAUCUUUCAGCAAGAACUAGUACUGGGUUUUCUACAACUUUUAAUCCAUCGAUGAUAGAUGAUGACAACAGCAACAAUAAUAAAAAAUCAUUUCUAAUGAAUAAUCUUCAACGUCAAUUAGGUGAACUUGAUGUUAUAACUGAGCGAUUAAAAGCUCGUUUACAUUCGGGUUCAGAUACAGCUUCAAAAGAUAAACAACCCCCAUCAACGAUGAUAACAAACCGUUGUCAAAGUGUACCACCACCACCAUUAAUAGUGUCACCACUCAGCUUACCAUUAAAUACAAAUUCAGCUCGUUCAGACAUAGAUACGACACGUUCGACAACAACAACUAUUCAAACUGAUUUAUUAGAGCAUUUUCCUGAAUCUUUAAGUGGUCGACCAUUAAUGAGUAAUGGUCUUAAUGUAAGUGAUGUGCUUUCGUCACACAAUGACAAACUUCGUCGGGCACAAGAACUUAUGACAAGAGCGAAUCAGUUACUUGAAACAUCAAAGGAGUUUUUUAAUAAAGCAUCAGCACCAGCUGCAACUUCAUUAUUAACUACAGUGGAAAAAAGACUUAGUCCACCAACAUCUCCACCUUCAAGAUCAUUAUCAACUAAAGUGGAAGCAACGAACAGUUCACCUCCACUACCCGCAUUACCAAACUUUAUUUCAACAAAUGAAUUUCAAAUAGCAGAGGGAUCACCACAUACUGCUUUUAAAAUUACUGAACAUAUGACUGAAUCACACGAAGAACAACAUCAAAAUGAUUCAGUAGCGUCGUCUGAUGAAGAAGAUAAUAACCAUGAUCAAAUUAAUCCAUCUUAUGAUCUUCCUCCUACUAAUCACCGUGCGAUAACGCCUGCAACUGUCACACAAUCUCUACCACCGCCAAUACUAGAUGUAGACGAAACUUCUACACAUCGAGAAGAACAAAAUGGUAUUGGUAUCGAACAAAGUUGUCCAUCAAAUAAGACAAUGCCUUUCCCCAUAGACUCUCAGGAAAUGAAUUCAGAACGAUUGAAUGAUAAUUUAUCACCGAAAUCUGACGUACGUCGUAAUAUAUUUUCAACUGAAUCAACGAAUGAUAAUCAACAACAACCACUUCCACGAGAAAUAUCUUCAUCCUGGACGAAUCAACAUAAGACAUCACCAUCGAUUGAACGUCAAUCACUUUCAUCUUCAUCUUCAUCAUCGUCAUCACGAUCAACAUCACCGGAGCGGCCAACACAAAUACAAGAAUCAUUUACUUCUGACACAUCAGUUAUUGGUAAAAAUUGGUUAGAACAACAACGUAAACAUGAUGCAAAUGCACAUAAAGUAUUACCAUCAACACUAAAUGAUCAUUCAAAUACAAAACAACUACCAAGUCGUAGUCCACAUUUAGCAUUUAUUGAUCGAGGACUUCCGAAUUCAUUUCAAAACAUGCGUGAAUUGGACGAAUCAUUGAAACAUGUUUCACGAGUAGUUUCAACUACAAAUAUUUCUUCGGCUACAACGACUAGUUCCAGAUCAUCAUCAUCGAAUGAUGUGAUGAAAACAAUAUAUGAAAGAAUCCGUGCAAAACCGACGCGUGAGUUAUUACCUGGUAAAUCACCAGUAGGUAAUGGUUUACUUCAAUCAUCUAAUUCAACAGCAGAAAACAUGGCACGAAUAGAAAAAAUUCAAAAGACAAAACCUACAACAAUUCCUUCGUCGAAUUAA
Molecule: messenger RNA, 7344 nt
Organism: Rotaria socialis
Lineage: Eukaryota; Metazoa; Rotifera; Eurotatoria; Philodinida; Philodinidae
Source: the annotation of a GenBank genome assembly